Rattus norvegicus (Norway rat) is the source of this 4134-nucleotide messenger RNA. RefSeq names its product chordin-like 1 (gene Chrdl1). The record is from RefSeq and is a predicted model, not a curated record. Lineage: Eukaryota; Metazoa; Chordata; Mammalia; Rodentia; Muridae. Gene Ontology annotation, cellular component: synapse; plasma membrane; extracellular region. Gene Ontology annotation, biological process: developmental process.
GCCGGCUGAGCCUCACACUUUCUCCCCGUUUUGUAACUUUCGGGUCUGGGAUGUAGGAAUAAAGCCCGGUGCUGGGACCAAAAAGGGGUGCCUAUUUGCAGCGGCUGGGCUGCUUGCUGGAGAACUUCCCGCCAGCGCCAGACAGCCAGGCCAAGUGGGGAGCGGACAGGCGGGCGGGCAGGUGGCCCCGGGCCGCCGCGCCCGCGCCUUGGCUCUGCCCCCUGGAGCCAAGCGAGCCUCUGCUCCCUCGUGGUGCGAGGGCGGUGAUGUUUUUCCUCCCACCCACUUUUGAGUCCCCCCUCCCCCUUCGCGCGCACUCAAGUUCUCGCCACAACCUGCGAGCCCCAGACCUCGGAGGAGCGCCCCAGGGAGCUCAGAGCGUGUGCAAGCGUGGCAGAAGGAAGAGGCCAGUGCCCAGCUUUAGCCCACCAGUCCUAGGAGUCUCUGAGCUGCAUUUUGCAGUAGCUCAAAGGAGAAGAGAGUGGAAAAUGGAAGGCAUAAAAUAUAUCGCCUCCUUGGUUUUCUUCUUUGUUUUCCUGGAAGCAAGCAAAACAGAGCCAGUAAAACACUCAGAGACAUAUUGCAUGUUUCAAGACAAGAAGUAUAGAGUUGGUGAGAAAUGGCAUCCCUACCUGGAACCAUAUGGACUGGUUUACUGUGUGAACUGCAUCUGCUCAGAGAAUGGGAAUGUGCUUUGCAGCCGAGUCAGAUGUCCAACUCUUCAUUGCCUUUCACCCGUGCAUAUUCCUCAUCUGUGUUGCCCCCGUUGCCCAGAAGACUCCUUACCACCGAUGAACAAUAAGGUGACCAGCAAGUCCUGCGAAUACAAUGGGACCACCUACCAACACGGAGAGCUCUUCAUAGCUGAAGGGCUCUUUCAGAACCGGCAGCCCAAUCAGUGCAGUCAGUGCAGCUGCUCGGAGGGGAAUGUGUAUUGUGGUCUCAAGACUUGCCCCAAACUGACCUGUGCAUUCCCAGUCUCUGUUCCAGAUUCCUGCUGCCGAGUAUGCAGAGGGGAUGGAGAAUUAUCAUGGGAACAUUCUGAUGCUGAUAUCUUCCGGCAACCUGCCAACAGAGAAGCAAGACAUUCUUACCUCCGUUCCCCCUACGAUCCUCCACCAAGCAGACAAGCUGGAGGUCUUCCCCGCUUUGCUGGGAGCAGAAGUCACCGGGGAGCUGUCAUUGAUUCUCAGCAAGCAUCAGGGACCAUCGUGCAGAUCGUCAUCAAUAACAAGCACAAACAUGGACAAGUGUGUGUUUCCAAUGGAAAGACCUAUUCUCACGGAGAAUCCUGGCAUCCAAAUCUACGAGCUUUUGGCAUUGUGGAAUGUGUUCUAUGCACUUGUAAUGUCACCAAGCAAGAAUGUAAGAAAAUCCACUGCCCCAAUCGAUACCCCUGCAAGUAUCCUCAAAAAUUAGAUGGAAAGUGCUGCAAGGUGUGCCCAGAAGAACCUCCAAGUCAAAACUUUGACAGCAAAGGUUCCUUUUGUGGAGAAGAAACCAUGCCUGUAUAUGAGGCUGUGCUCGUGGAGGAUGGAGAGACAGCCAGAAAAGUAGCACUGGAGACCGAGAAACCACCUCAAGUAGAGGUUCACGUUUGGACUAUUCGAAAGGGCAUUCUCCAGCACUUCCACAUUGAGAAGAUUUCCAAGGAGAUGUUUGGGGGUCUCCAUCAUUUCAAGCUGGUGACUCGAACCACCAUGAACCAGUGGAAGAUCUUCGCUGAAGGAGAAGCUCAGCUCAGCCAGAUGUGCUCAAGUCGGGUGUGCAGAACAGAACUGGAAGAUUUGGUCCAGGUUUUGUACCUGGAGAGACCUGAAAAGGACCACUGUUAGACAAAACAGUCAGGAUUGAAUAGUAUCAAUCAAGGAAACCCAAGCUGCAGCUGGACUGCCGGCUUACUUUACUUAAGUCAACAGUGCUCCAAAACCCCAAAGUCAACCUCAGUCAAAUUAUCCAGUCACAGCACACCUUGUUCCUCUAUGUGCAGCGGUGUGCCAGCCCUCAAACAUCUCCUGUAAAGAGAAUAGAGGAGUCUUUAAUGGUUUCUGGGGGUGGGGGGAGAAGGGAUAGGACUUUGUGGUACAGCUCUAUUUUCUCUGAGAAUCACAUUUAUUUGCAGGUUAAAGUAGAAAAGAAAACCACUUUUUAGGGAUUCUAUGUAGAAAGUCACAAGAGAGAGAGAGAGAAAUUGCUGAGUUUGAGUUGGAUCAUGCCAAACAAAUUUGUGUGAAAUACUUUUUGAAUGUUCAAGUGUCUUCCCUACUUUAAAAAUGUUAUUCAGUUGGUGGUUGAACAGUCAGGUGAUUAUGGAGCACAUACCUAUAAUAUGUGGAGACCUGGGUUCUAGUCUCAGAACUGACAAAAAAAUUUCUAUCCUCAUAUCUCACAUGCACACACACACACACACACACACACACACACACACACACAGCACACGAAACUGCAUUUCUUUCUGGCUCCUAAACACCUUUGUGGUUGUUCGUAUCCAGGGAAACAAACUAAAAAUGUAUGCAAAAAACUCUGCCCUCAAGCCUUUGAGGCAGGUUGUAAGAAAUCAGCCAUAGUCUUAGAGUGAAGAAUGCCAUUUGUGGGUCUUGUUUCCUUCGAAGUACUAAAUACAUUUUGCCUAGUAAUAUCACUUCUCUUUUCUUAUCUGGCACCCCCAUUAGGAAGGUAGAAUUUGGAGAACUCAUCAGAAACUAAAUUUAUUCCAAACAAAAUGACAAUAGAAGAAUAUAACUGGUAAAAAAUAAAAUAGUCCAUUUUUUGUUUUGGUUUUACAGCUAUAAAUCUAACUGAUUAAUAGGCUAAUGAUGCUCACUAAUUUUCUUGAGGCAAUAGUCACCUAGGCAGACACUUUAGGUUGACACUUUUAUUCUAAAAGCCUUUUUAAGGGUAAUUUCCUACUUUGAUUACAGGAGUUGAAAUGUAACUUUUCAAAAAGGCUCAAUCCUUACAAGCUUCUCAACAUCAGUUCUUCUGUUAAGUGCUACUGUUCAUUCACAGAGCUGAGAAUUCUGGCAAAGAUCUUUGUCCCAACCCUUCCUAAUAUCCUUGCCUUAUUCUUGAGCAUGGGUUGCAGCAGGGAUUGUGACAGCACUACUUCUAAAAUGUUCAUUUGCAGCCCAGUGCCUCAACAUCAAUUUUCCUUCCUGAGGCUUGGCUUUAGAAAUCACCUUUUGGAAAAACUAUAACUAUUCCCUAGCAAAGAUCAUAGGUUCACUGGAUCUGUCCAUCUGCCGAGCAUGAAUGAACUCACAUGAGUACUAAGAAAUGUGAAGAUCAAGAAAUUCUAUAUUUCCCACUCUAAGUGAGAAAACAUGAUAGGAAAAAGUAUGAAGAGUCUGGUCUUUACUAGAACCUGACAGAGAAGGGAAGGCUUUGGGGCCAUGUUUUCAUGAGACAAACUUCCUGCCAGCCAAUUACACAUUCUCCCAAGAAGAGAAGCAUAGGGCGUCCUGGGCUGCAAAGACACUGAACAUUAUUGAAGAUGUGAUGGGGCAAUGCCAACCCUCUGCUGCUUCCCUCUUGGAGGAAACACUAUUUCCAGAGUGCGGAGAUCAAUCACAGGUCCUGAAGGAAAGUGGUGAUUCCUGUGCUAGACGAUUCACCCGCAGGGAAGGUGGUGAUUCCCGUGCUAGAUGAUUCACUCACAAACCUUCCCGCCCAGGUGUUCUCUGAAAGCUUAGCCUCAAGGGAACACCUAAAGAGCUCCCCUACCUACAUAAACCCCUGCCUCCAAGUGUAGGAACUCACCUUUCUAAAGCGCUGUGGGAAGCAGGAACUAGGCAUCUGUGCUAAGUCAAUGUAGAAUUUCUCCAGCGUUUUAAUGCUGGGUAGAAUAUAGAGCAUAGGGGAAAGGGGCCAAACUGCCUAUAGUUAGUAGAGAAAAAUGAAUGUGGUUCUUUUGUGCAUUUAUGUGUAUCAUAAACACUUGGGAAAGCAAAAACCAUAAGCACCAUUUUGCAGCUUUAUCCAUUUUCCAGUUAGCUCAUGUAAACGAGCACGAAUAACAAAACAGUAUUACUCUUUCGCACUUCUCACAGGACAUGUACCCAAAUACGGUACUUAUUUAUGUAGUCACUGUGUUUCAGGACUUUUACGUUAAUAAAAUUUUUAUUUAAAAUUUUA